UUUAAAAUCAUCACAUCUAAUGGAGCUCACGAAGAUAUUACACCACUACUCUCAUUUUUUUGUGGUUUAUGAUUCUGUUACGUCUAUAUCAGUCACAAAAACCCCUAAAAAACAUGUUUUAAAUUCGAAGAACAAACAAGUUUGACGCCCACUUGUUUUGCUUGUUUCCGGGACUCAAACUCUUUCACUUUCACCUUCAUCUAGUGUGCUCGUGUUUUUUUAUUUCUUAUUUUUUCUUUUAGUUUUGGUGUAUUCGUUUAACUUCUGUUGUAAUUAACUAUAUUAUUGACUAUGUAUUCUUAUUUUAGCUCCUACACAGAACAAACUGUUUUACACAAGUAUCUCGGUCAGUUUUGUCGAAUUCAAGCUCGUUUUUUCUGGACUCGGAUCACUUUAAUUUCCGCAUAAUCUUCAUGUAUUUUACAGCGAUGAAAAUGAAAGAACUCUGUAUUUUGUUCGCUGUGAUUGUGAUUGUGGAUGUUGUUUCUGCAGCUGAUGAGCAAAUAUCUGUGUCAGUGAAUGUGGGGGAUUCGCUCACUCUACACACUGGAUAUAUAAGAAAACCAGAAGACAAGAUUAAUUGGUAUUUUGAAGACAAUCGUAUAGCUCAAAUCAGUGGAAAUGUCAUGAAGAUCUGCACUGAUGAACAUUGUGAUGAGAGAUUCAGAGACAGACUGCAGAUGAACAAUCAGACUGGAGAUCUGACCAUCACAAACAUCACAACUGAACACACUGGAAAUUAUCUACUACAGAUUAUCAGCUCAAACUUCAGUGAGAAGAUCUUCAAUUUUACUGUCCAAGCUGGUGUUUCUGGGACUGAUGUAAUUAAGGAGGUGAAGGAGGGAGAGUCUGUCUCUUUAGAUUCUGGUGUAACUGAAACACUAAAUGAUUGGAUCACAUGGUAUUUUAAUGGUAUUCGCAUAGCUCAGAUCAAUGGGAAUCCCAGUGAGGCCUGUACAGAUGUGCAGUGUGAUACUGGAAAUGAGAGAUUGCGAGAACGAUUGAAGCUGAAUCAUCAGACCGGAUCUCUUACCAUCAUAAACACCAGAAUCACAGACACUGGAGAAUAUCAACUAGAGAUCACCAGCAGCAGCAUCAGUCAUCAUCGUCGCAGCAUCAUCUUCAGCAGCAGAAAGACCUUCAGUGUUACAGUCAUUAAUUCAGGACCGUCUUCAGGUGUAAUAGCAGGUAUAAGUGUUGGUGUUCUGCUGCUCGUGACUGCAGUUGUGACUGCUGGAGUUUAUCAUCUCUGUAGAAGAGCAAGACAUCAGGGUCAAACGCAGCCGUGUUAUUAUCAGGAGAAUGACGGAGUGAAUCCACCACCUCAUCAGAAUGACGGACUCGACUCGUUUGAUAACUGAUUAGACUGAGUCUAUCAGUCUGUUUCCCCGUUAACAUUAUUGUAUUAUUUUUGUAUUGAGAAUGAGAGAGAGAUUACAGGAACAGUGUUGAAUCUGAGACAUUAUGGCAGCUAAACUACAUGAGCACCAGCACUGGCAUACGGGACGCCCCUGCGACGUCAUUAAAAGCUCUUAUGACAUUCAGACAAUAAUAUUAUGUUAGAUUUGCACAUAUAGAGUGAUUUUACUUUGCAUAGAAGCCGCAUGAAACUGACAAAUAUAUUGUGCAUUUACUGGUGUAUGAUAUCGUGAUUGUGCCUUGAGAUUGCAAUGACUUCUUGAGAGAUGUGAGGAAGGACUGGAUCAGAGCUGCAUCUAAUAAGCACACACACACACACACACAUACACAAACCAGAAUGAUACAUUUUAUGACUUUUUUCAGUGCAAACUUUUGUUCCAGAAAUCACCCCGUCACAAUCCUGAAACAAUAAUAUAUAGUCUUAGAUAACGGUUUUCCACAUUUGAUUUAACACAUUUUUACUGAUAUAUUUACAAUAUUUUUCUAUUUUCUAAGUAAUUUUGAAUUGUCAUGUUGCGUGCCGUUUAUAAGACCAUUGUUUUAAAAGAUUUUUGUGCAUUAUUUUGAUUUUUCAGUCUUUAGUUGGUCAUUUUAACAUCUCAUGUAUAUUCUCUUCUAUUGUUGAUGGAUUGUAAACACGAGUGAAUGUAGUUACAGGUGUAAAGUGUGACACUCAUCGUUACCUUGUGUUACAUCUUCACCAAAACUUCAGUUUUAUAUGAGGCACAAAAGACAAGCGUUUGUUCAAUGUUUUUAUCUACACUAAAAGUGUUGGUCAGAUCAACUCAAUGUAAUAUUCUAAAACAUUUUCCUCAUAUUGGGGAUAUUUUGAUCAAUAAUUAUCAUGUUUUUGCAUUAUUAUUUUAAAGGAUCUACACUAUCAUCAAUGAUCUUUCAGUGUUUGGUGUAUUUCAGUCUUGUGUUGGGUUUCCUGAUAACGUUGUCUUAACGUUGUACAUUAUUGUUCAAUGGUGCAGCAGCUGUUUUCCAAACCUUCAUGUAGAUCCUCGUUAUUAAGAAGAAUUUGCAUAAUUACUGGAACUGUGAGACCUAAAUAUGUUGAAUAAUGUUUGAUGAUCUGUGCACUUGAAACUGCCAUUGUGCAACAUUAUAUGUGACUGUAAUGAUACAGAAUAACAACAUGCAGCUGAUCAGAGGAAGAAGAAACUCAUAAUGUAUCACAAAAUCUGUUGCUGUAUAUUGAACUGUGAGGUGUUGAUGAAUAGCUCGUAACAGUCUUCUUGAGAUUAUAUCAGAGGGUUUGUGGUAUUUUUUGGAGGUGCUGGUUAAAUUAGAUGAUUUGUGCUAUUGAGGACGCAACCACAAAAUCUUACAAACAUUUUCUUAAAUUAUAAAUGUGCAUUUGUUCAAACUUUGACUUGAUCAUUUUUCUAUGUGAAACAUUUUUAAGUCUUUAAUAAAAUACUGAUUUAGAUACACGGGGUCAUCUUA
This is a messenger RNA of Xyrauchen texanus (razorback sucker), 2871 nucleotides long. RefSeq lists its product as uncharacterized. The coding region runs from base 414 to 1361 and encodes 315 amino acids. The transcript is spliced from 6 exons. NCBI's taxonomy places the organism in Eukaryota, Metazoa, Chordata, Actinopteri, Cypriniformes, Catostomidae. The record is from RefSeq and is a predicted model, not a curated record.